This is a messenger RNA of Monomorium pharaonis (pharaoh ant), 4254 nucleotides long. Its product is annotated as zinc finger and SCAN domain-containing protein 2. The coding region runs from base 254 to 3178 and encodes 974 amino acids. Gene Ontology annotation, molecular function: zinc ion binding; RNA polymerase II cis-regulatory region sequence-specific DNA binding; DNA-binding transcription factor activity. The transcript is spliced from 14 exons. The record is from RefSeq and is a predicted model, not a curated record. Gene Ontology annotation, cellular component: nucleus. Lineage: Eukaryota; Metazoa; Arthropoda; Insecta; Hymenoptera; Formicidae. Gene Ontology annotation, biological process: regulation of transcription by RNA polymerase II.
AGACAGUACUAGCCAGAACCGAAGUUAAUCUAACCUUUGACGCGUGCUUUCUCUCAUGAUCGUUUGAGACGGACGUAUUUAUACUUCUAUUUUAUAUAUACAAAAUAAUGGUAACACACAACGUAUCUCAUCGUCGACCUCGCAUAGAUCCGUGAUAUUUUCCUUUUUUUUUUAUAUACUUCGAUUUUUCUCGAGGACAAUUUAACAAUACAAUUCGACGUCUCAUCUUGUCUCGCGUUCUACCUUCAGGAAUAUGGUGGACGUGCAUCUGUACGACUCGACGAUUUGUCGAUUAUGCGCGGCGAACAACGGUAACGAGCAAUUGUUCGUUAACGAGAAAGGCGAGUCGGAUCUCUGCUCACUGGUGAAUCGUUAUCUGCCGCUGAAGAUUCAUGACGAUGGAAGGUUACCACGGACAAUUUGUCCGGGUUGCAAUAUUCAACUGGAAGCAACGGCACAAUUCUUUGAGUUGCUGGUGGCUGGCCAACGCAAAAUACGUGAGCUUUGGAAGCACCAGUUGGAGCAACAGCGCAAGACAGAUCGUUUACACAACAAAGAAAAAAAUACAGAGUUUGGAACAGAAGAAAUGGAAGUGGAUAAUACAACUCAGUAUAAUGAGGAUGAGCAGUACGAGCAGCAAAUGAUUAUUAAGAUUAUGCCAGAUGGAUCUAUGUAUACAGCGGAACAUGAAAUGCGUUUGCAGAUGGAAGGUUUGACUAAACCAAGAAGAAAACGUGGACGUCCAUCCAAAGUACACACAGAGGAAGAUUUUGUGGUGACAAAGGAGAACUCUGUAGAAACUGUGAGUCAAGGUGAAGAAGAUAAGCAGGAAGAAGAGGAAGAGAUAGAUGGUGACAGUAGACGUAGAAGAAAGCGAAAAGUUCCCAAAAGAUUUCUAGAAGCAGUGCAGGGAAAAGAAUUAGAAAGAAUAUUUAAGGAGGAAGGUGUGAUCGAGGAAGACGAUAAUGAUUCUGAAAUGUGUGACAACUCAGAAACUCCGUUAAAUACUUCUAGUCAGGAUGGUCAGGAAGAAGUAAUAGGUCAUCUUGAAACAGAAGAAGGUACGGACUUGGGUGAGGUGGUAAUUGUAAAUCGUGGACGUAUACGAUCAAAAUCAAAACUGCGCCGUCGGAAAAAUAAGUUCACAUGCCAGCUCUGCGGCAAGGGUUUUCUACAACGUAGCAGAUACAUAGUACACAAGAGUUUCCAUAAGGGUAUUAUGAAUGAAUGUACACAAUGCAAGAAGGUAUUCGAUAGUAAAGAGAAUCUGAUAUUGCAUCAAGAAACUCAACAUAAUUCAAAUUCUGCUGAAGAAAAUGUCGACGCACAGGAGUCGCAUGAACCACAGAAUCUACAACCAAGCAACUCCACGAUGAAGCUUCACGAUGAGAUAGCACGAGAUUCCACAAGUAUAAUUUAUAAAUGUGAAAAAUGCGACAAACAAUUUGAAUUGAAACAAGAGUAUGAAUUGCAUAUUAGAGUGCACGAGCAACCGGAAAUCACCUGUAGUACUUGUAAUAAAACUUUCACAAGUCAAUCGGACUUGAAGACGCACAUGACUACGCAUGGGAAAACUAAGUCGGAUAAAGGCUAUGCUUGUGAUAUCUGCGGCAAAGUCCUGAGUCACCCAAGUUCCAUCUUAUAUCAUAAGGAAGCCGAGCACAGCAACGGGCGUCGCUUUGUCUGCAACAAAUGCAAUAAAAGUUUCAAACAUAAACAACUGCUCCAGCGGCAUCAAUUAGUGCACUCGGAUAAUCGGCCACACAAUUGUAAAUCUUGUAAUGCGAGCUUCAAGACAAAAGCAAACCUGGUUAAUCAUCAAUCCACUCAUACUGGUCAGAAAAAGUAUCUCUGUGAAAUUUGCAAGCAACAAUUUGCGCAUAAGACUAGUCUUACUUUACAUUACAGAUGGCACAGUGGUCAAAAACCAUUUACUUGUUCGGUAUGCCAGAAGAGUUUCUCGCAGAAUGGCAAUUUGCAGGAACAUAUGCGCAUUCAUACUGGUGAAAAACCAUAUAGCUGUGAUUUUUGUAGCCGAAAAUUUACUACAUCGUCACAAUUCAAGUUACACGUGAAACGACAUACUGGCGAGCGGCCGUGGAAAUGUGAAUUUUGCUCCAAGAGUUUUUUGCACAAGGACACAUGGAAAUGUCAUGUACGCCGGCACAAGGGGGAACGUCCAUUUCAAUGUAACCAAUGUAACCGUGGAUUUACAGAACAGUGGGCACUGAAAAAACAUCUUCGUUUACAUACUGGUGAGAAACCUUAUUCUUGUGAUAUAUGUGGCAAAGCUUUCGCUGAUUGUUCGAAUAUGACAAAACACAAAAAGGUGCACAGAGAAAAUAAGACAUCGACUGUGAAUCGGUCGGAAGGAUCUCCAAUUGGUGAGGUGUGGCAAAUUUUGCCAAACUCGCAAGAGACUAACGAACAGACGUUCAAUGAUCAAAUAAUUGCCACUGACGAAACCUCUAAUGAUGGGAUCCAACAGAUUAUAUAUGUAUCUUAUCAAGAUCCUCAAGAUUCUCAAGAUCCUAAUCAAUCACGAACGUUGCAUUUAGUUGAUGCCAACAUCAAGAACAAAGACGUGAUACCAACAAAUGUGAAUUCCUUGUCACGUUUAGAUGUGGAGAAUGAUGAAAUUAUUACUGAUAAAAUUAUGACUAAUGCAGCUAGCAGCAAUGAGGAGCAGUCAGAGGUCGAAUUGUCGGAAUCAGAUUUGCAACUGCAGAUCACAGAUGAACAUGGAAAUCCAAUUCCGUUGUCUAUUCAAGAAGCUCGACAGUUUCUUUCACAGGGACAUUUCGUUAGCCAAUUGAACAAUCAGGUCAUUAGAGUUCAUCCUGGAAUGUUUGCGCAACAACUUCAGGCCUUAAAUAUUCAUGUUGACGAAGAUACUGAAGACAGUAUUAUAAUGCGCCCAAAUAGAACCAAAAACAUCGAAGCGAUGACGGCAAUUCAAGCUGACGCGGAAGCAAUCGUCCAAGCUCUUGAGGAUGAGGAUACUGAUGCCACUGCAGUUGCGACGAUCAAUCAGCUAGGAAGCAUCGAACAGACUGGACUCGUGGAUGGUGAACAAGCGAUCGAAUUUAUGACUCAGGAUGGACAAAAAGUUCGCAUUUUAACAACAUGUCCUAUUGAUCCGCUGCAACUCGCUUCAGAAUACUUGACUAUUGUGUAAAAAAGAAAAAAUUCGAUAUGUUCAUAAUCAAUAAUUUUUUUUAAUGAAUAUGUUUAUGGUUAUAGGGGUUUAUAGAGAUCUAUAAAUAAUGCAAACUCCAACAAAUUGUUUGUUCAAUUUUUCACAGAAUAGGUAGUGUAAUUUAAAUACAUAAUACAUAAUAUGCUAUUUGUAAUAUUUCUAUUGGAUUAAUGAAGGAGUUUAGUCGAAAUUAUAAUAGAGUUGCUACAUCGAACAAAUUUUUUAAAUUGUUGCAUAAUCGCUUAACGAUUGCUCAGAAAUCUUUACCAUUCUAUAUGAUUAUAUAUGAUCAUAUACAUAUGAUUAUACAUGAUCAUAAAUGAGAUUAAAGAUUAAAGGUUGAAAAUAAAAUGUAUAGUGGAUUAUUGAUGAUUCAUCAUAGGAAUCGUAACUGAUUAUUUGAUUUAUUAAACAUAAUAAUUUCUUUUUAUGUAUAACAAUAUAAUAAUAAUAAUAUUGUAUUGUAUUAUAAAAUAUACUAUAAGAAGUGUGUACCCUGAUAUAUGUGUACAAAUUCAUGUGUUACGGCAUUUAUGAACCUAUGUGUACUUAUAUAUUUAUUGGAACGUAUAUAAAAAAAUAUGCGCGCGCGCGUGCGUGUGUUGUAUGAAAGAUAUCUCAGAACCAAUAAAGUGAGAAUGGAAUAAUUUUACAUGAAAAAGUAAAUCAAAAAAAGAACAAAACUUCAUUUUUUAAAAAGACAGCUUUGAAUAUUUCUCAGAUACACAUUCAUAUAACGAGCAUUUGUAAUAUUAUAUUUCCUACAAAAACCAUGCAGCAGUUCAUUUUUUCAAAAUCUAGAUUAUAAUUUUGUUGCAGCAAAAAUCAAUCAGAAAACAAGAAAUAUAAAUAAGUAGAAAAUAUAAAAUUUUUGGGAAGAACAAAUUAAUCUAGAAUUUUGUUUUUUAUUUUUUUAAAAUAAAUUUCUCGAAAUAUUAAUUCUAAAGUUUAAAUCUUUGUUUGCAUAUACGAGUACAUUAUAAGAGGUCCAAAGAAAAAUUGUCAUAUACAAAGUAAAAUAUAAAAGAUUGUUUCUGAGUACUUGUAAAAUUUUG